GAUACAGCUCUCUCAAUUCCUCCGAUAUUUUUGGUCAAAUCUUUCUAUAAACGUUAAGACUUUUAUGCCUUAUAUAUUUAUUAUUUACAAGUAUAUUUGCGUGCAACAGCUGUUUUUUUUUUCUAUUUCUUUUGCUUUUUUCCUGGUUUUUAUUGAAUCCUAGAUUUGCCAGUCUUUUUGGAUAUAUAGUAAAAGUUCAGUCCCAGGCGAGCUCACAGUCAUUGACAAAUCUACUUGUUCCUUUAGAUCUUGCCAAUUUUUUUUGUAUAAUUUCUUUCUUUUAUUUUGGCUAGAGUUAUGCCGUCAUCUUAGGUCUCCGAAAUCUAGAUGGAAGUUUAAACACUUGACCGGAUUUGGAAUCCCAUAAUCUGCUCUGUUUUGACGCGGAAAUGCAGGACAACAAAAAAAAAAAAAAGCCACUGGAUGGCGAUUGUUAUUUCAUUUGGGUCACCUUGUGUCAAAGUCCUGGAUCUUAAUUUAUGUUCUUCACCUUGCUUAAAAUGGUGAUCAUGGAUUGCUUGGUUCAUUUGUUUGGGUGAUUUGGGUUCUGGUUCUGUUGAUGUUAGAUGCCUGAAGAUUCUAUAGGUGACUCGUUGGGCCGGGGAAUGGUAGAUAUAACAAAUCUGAAAAUAUGAUAUUUGGGCAUUUGUUACUGGUGCUUUUGAUGUUUCAUUCAAGCUCUAGCUGAUUUGAUUUGGUGAUCUGAAGUUGUGCGUGGAGGGCUUUGACCACUGCUUCACCCAACAUAGUAGCUUUUUUGAAUAUUACCUCCUGCAGUCUCUAAAAAUAGCUAGAUGGGUUCUCGGUUCCCAUCUCAUCAGCUCAGCAAUGGCCUUUAUGUCUCAGGCCGACCUGAGCAGCCAAAGGAAAGACCUCCAACAAUGAGCUCGGUGGCCAUGCCAUACACUGGUGGUGACAUCAAGAAGUCAGGAGAACUGGGUAAAAUGUUUGAUAUCCCUGUGGAUGGCUCAAAGUCCAGGAAAUCCGGGCCUAUAACUGGUGCUCCUUCAAGGACAGGAUCAUUUGGAGGUGCCGCUUCACAUUCAGGACCAAUCAUGCCUAAUGCAGCUGCUCGGGCUGCCUACACCACAUCAGGUGCUGCAUCUUCUGGAGGUGUCUCUGGUUCAGCUUCAUUAAAAAAAUCUAAUUCUGGACCCUUAAAUAGACAUGGAGAUCCUGUAAAGAAGUCAUCUGGACCUCAGUCUGGUGGCGUAACGCCCUCUGGCCGCCAGAACUCUGGUCCCCUUCCACCUGUUCUUCCUGCAACUGGCCUCAUUACAUCUGGACCUAUCUCUUCAGGUCCACUAAAUUCAUCUGGCGCUCCCCGGAAGGUGUCUGGUCCUCUAGAAUCUAUGGGGUCGAUGAAACUUCCAGGCUCUGCUGUUGUUCACAAUCAAGCUGUGACAAUCCUCACCCAAGAGGAUGACUUUUCUUUCAGAAAAAACUUCCCAAAGCCAAUAUUGUGGUCACUUAUUCUACUUUUCGUCAUGGGGUUCAUUGCUGGCGGUUUUAUCCUUGGAGCAGUGCAUAAUGCCAUUCUCCUCAUCGUUGUUGUGAUUCUUUUUGGUGCUGUUGCUGGAUUAUUCAUAUGGAAUACGUUCUUUGGGAGAAAGGCUAUCAUGGGUUUUAUUGCUCGUUAUCCUGAUGCUGAGCUACGAAAUGCCAAAAAUGGGCAAUUUGUGAAGAUAUCUGGGGUGGUCACAUGUGGUAAUGUGCCUCUUGAGUCGUCCUUCCAAAAAGUUCCUAGAUGUGUAUAUACGUCAACAAGCUUGUAUGAGUAUCGAGGAUGGGAUUCAAAGGCAGCCAACCCAACGCAUCGCCGCUUUACUUGGGGACUUAGAUCAUUAGAAAGACGCGCUGUUGACUUCUACAUCUCUGAUUUCCAAUCUGGCCUGAGAGCAUUGGUUAAAACUGGUUAUGCGGCAAGGGUGACUCCUUAUGUUGAUGACUCCCUUGUCAUUGAUGUUAACCCGAGCACUGAGGAGUUGUCUCCAGAGUUCAUCAGGUGGUUGGGAGAGAGGAACCUUUCAAGGGAUGACCGGAUAAUGCGAAUGAAAGAAGGGUAUAUCAAAGAAGGAAGCACAGUAAGUGUAAUGGGAGUUGUUCAAAGGAAUGAUAAUGUCCUUAUGAUUGUUCCUCCACCUGAGCCGAUUACAACAGGGUGCCAGUGGCCGAAAUGUAUUUUUCCGGCAAGCCUCGAUGGUAUUGUUUUGAGAUGUGAAGAUACCUCAAAGAAUGAUGUCAUACCAGUGUAAUAAUGUGAUGUAGACUCUUUAUACACUCUUCUCCUUUUAUUCUUUUUAUUCACUAUUAAUAUUGAUGGCGGCUACAAUGGGGAUGAUAACGACAAGUAAUGGUGGUUGUGGUGAUGGUCAGAGGGUGCUGGUGGUGUUUUUUUUUUUUUUUUUCUUUUUCUUCCUCUUCAAAUAUCACUUGGUGUAUAGUUUUGGUGUUCCGUACCAUUCUUUUUCUUUUGCCUUUUUCAAUUAGGUCGUGAAGGUUUUUGUAAUGGGCUGGGCUGGUUUUGCAGGGAGUUUACAUGUUUGAGCAGAUUGCGGUUAUUCUAAAAUAGAAAAGAAAAUUGUUGUGAGCUUAGCAGCAUUUUUAGAAA
Ricinus communis (castor bean) is the source of this 2611-nucleotide messenger RNA. RefSeq lists its product as uncharacterized. The record is from RefSeq and is a predicted model, not a curated record. The coding region runs from base 795 to 2255 and encodes 486 amino acids. The transcript is spliced from 5 exons. NCBI's taxonomy places the organism in Eukaryota, Viridiplantae, Streptophyta, Magnoliopsida, Malpighiales, Euphorbiaceae.